Messenger RNA from Racocetra fulgida, 310 nucleotides. Lineage: Eukaryota; Fungi; Glomeromycota; Glomeromycetes; Diversisporales; Gigasporaceae. The record is from the annotation of a GenBank genome assembly.
CAGACUGUUUUAAUUCUGAAAUUCAACAAUAUACUUCUACAAAAGCUGAAUACUGCCAAAGUAUUGGAAUUGCUAAAAAAGGAGUUCAAACUGCUCUCGAUACUGGUACAAUAGAUAAAUUUAUUGUAACAAAUCCUCACAUUAUUUCACAUCAUGACCGACCAAAGAAACAAUUACAAGACUCUUUAAAUGAUAUUAACCAAUCAAGUUCUCAAAAAACUAACAAAAAAAUACUUCAUGAAUCAGAUAUUACAAAUAAAUCUUUACGAAAAUGUUCUUAUUGUAAUAGUAUUAGAUAUUAUGCUAAAAC